Asparagus officinalis (garden asparagus) is the source of this 1637-nucleotide messenger RNA. RefSeq lists its product as uncharacterized. The record is from RefSeq and is a predicted model, not a curated record. Gene Ontology annotation, molecular function: glycosyltransferase activity. Lineage: Eukaryota; Viridiplantae; Streptophyta; Magnoliopsida; Asparagales; Asparagaceae.
UAAACUAUGAUAGUUGAAUCUAAAAAUGUCAUACAUUGAAAUUUUCAAGUUUUUGGUUAUUCUUCUUGCUAUCUUAAUUUUACAAUUGCUAGAGGAUUAGCAAUUAACGAGAUAUAAUAUCAAGUAUUUUACAUAGUAAAUACAUUUCAAGAUACAAGUCAACUAUUUUCCUAGCAAUUAAACAACUUGUGUAAUAAAAAUAAAAGAUUUGGUAUCGUUCUUUACAGAUUCAAUAAACAAAGACGGGAAGAGCUAGAAACUUCAAUGGCAUGAGAAUGAGAAAUAAAAGGCAGAAAAAAACCAGAGGAGGAGAUGAGCACUAGGCAAAGAAAACAGGGGAUGGAGCUUAAAGGGAUGAAGCCCAUAAGCAACAAAAAACUUAGCCAUUUCCUCAUAAUUGCAUCCACUAUGCUCUCCCUUUGCAUCCUCUCUCUUUUCAAGGCUUGCUAUUGCCCUGCUCCUCAUGUGCAUAUUUCUAAAGAAAACUUGAAACUGCAAAAUGAUUUGAAGAUGGUAACAGAGGAAGAAGAUAUGUACUCCUUUUUCCAAGAUGACGAAGAUGACGAAGAACCUGGAUCCAAACCACUUAGACCCAAACCGAUAUGCUACGAGUCGAGCUUACGAUCAGACACCUGCGAAGCCAUCGGGGACAUUAGAGUCGAUUCGGGUUCAAGAACCGCAUUCUUGAAUACAUCUCGGCCAUUGAAAAUCAAACCAUACACUCGAAAAUCUGACUCCGUUCUGCCCUGGCCACCCAGUCAGCGAAUGACCUGCAGCCCUUUCCAUGACUUCUCCGACGUCCUAAUCCCGCUAUACCUCACUUCCCGCCACUUCCACGGGGAAGCACACUUCCUCAUUUCUGACGCAAAACCCUGGUGGCUCCACCGGUUCAACCGAAUCCUCUCCCGCAUGUCCAACCAUGACAUCGUCGAUAUCACACAGGACGAACAAGCUGACGUUAUCCGUUGCUACCCGAAAAUAACAGUCGGUCUAAAAUUCGAAACCGAGCUAGGCACGGUCGACAACCAAACGAUGUCAAACUUCAGAGCGAUGCUCCGACAGACGUUUAGGCUCAGCAGGUCUACGAUACGGUCAACUUCAGUCUCAGCCAACAACAAAAAACCGCGACUUCUGAUAAUAUCGCGAAGGCAAUCGCGAGCUAUUGCGAACGAGCCCGCGAUUGUGGCAAUGGCCAGGAUACUCGGGUUCGAUGUGGCGGUUGGCGAGGACGGUGCGGCUCGCCAGGCGCUGGCGAACGAGGCCGACGUGAUGGUCGGGGUAUACGGCGCCGGACUGAACAUGGUGUACAUGCCGGCAGGUGCGGUGGUGGUGGCAGGUAAUACCGUUGGGGGGCUGGAGUGCUGGCACGUGACAGGUAUAAGGGGCCCCGCAUUGGGUAUGGGGUUGAGGCAUCUGGAGUAUCUGAUCAAUGAUGAAGAGAGUACGUUGAUUGAGGAGUACAAGAGAGAUGACCCUGUGAUUAAGGAUCCUAAAUCAGUUCAUAAACAAGGGUGGGAGAAAUUGAGGGAGGUUUAUCUUGAUAAGCAAAAUGUGAGGGUGAAUGUGGGGAGAAUGAGAGGGGUGUUGUUGGAGGCUCUGAAGCUUCUGCAAAAAAAUUAGAGACGGUGUUUAUUUUU